AAGUGCAUAACUAUCUCUCUCUCUCUGCUUCUGCCUCUUCACCACCAAAAAUGCCCUUCAAAGCGCUCUCUCACGCAUCACACUUCCAUCUCCAAAACCCUGAUCUCAGGCGAUUCUCUCCACCUUCAACCUCAUUCAGUAAUAGUCCAAACGCUCGCUUCCGCAACUCGCCUGCUCCGUCGCGCCUGCGCAUUUCUCCGGCUGCAAAUGAUCGCCGGCAUCGCCUAACGGCUUUGUGCAAAAGCUCCAGUCAGGAGGUUCUCGGUGAGACAGAGGAUGUUGCGAGCGAAAAUGGCGGGAAUGGCGCUCUGGUUUCGUCGUUCGAAGAAGAAGAUGUUGGAGAAGGAGAAGAGGAAGCGGUGGAGGUUGUUGUUGGAUCGAAGAGGAAAGAAUUCGCUGCGGAUCAGAGCAUUUUGAAUCAGAUGAAGAAGAUUGUGAUGUUUUCGGGGCCAGCCACUGCGCUGUGGAUAUGUGGGCCUUUGAUGAGUCUCAUUGACACGGCGGUGAUUGGUCAGGGGAGCUCGCUUGAGCUGGCUGCUUUAGGACCUGGAACUGUUCUUUGCGACAAUAUGAGUUAUGUGUUCAUGUUUCUUUCUAUUGCUACUUCAAAUAUGGUUGCCACUGCGCUGGCUAGAAAGGAUAAAAAAGAAGUGCAACAUCAGAUAUCCAUCUUGCUCUUUGUUGGUUUAGCUUGUGGUGUGCUGAUGCUUUUCUUCAUGAAGUUCCUGGGUGCAUGGGCAUUAACUGCCUUUACUGGACCAAAGAAUGCGCAUCUUGUACCUGCAGCCAACACCUAUGUUCAGAUCCGAGGAUUAGCAUGGCCUGCGGUUCUUAUUGGAUGGGUUGCUCAAAGUGCAAGUCUUGGGAUGAAAGAUUCUUGGGGACCUUUGAAGGCUUUGGCGGUUGCAAGUGCUGUAAAUGUCACUGGCCAUGUGGUGCUGUGCACUUUACUAGGUUAUGGUAUAGCAGGUGCAGCAUGGGCAACAAUGGUGUCACAAGUUAUUGCAGCUUAUAUGAUGAUUGAAGCUCUAAAUAAGAAAGGAUUCAAAGCUUACUCCAUAUCUGUUCCAUCACCCAGCGAACUUCUGCAAAUAUUUAAGCUUGCUGCUCCUGUGUUUGUGACAAUGGUGUCAAAGGUGUCCUUCUACUCUCUUAUUAUAUAUUUUGCUACCUCUAUGGGUACACACACUGUUGCUGCUCAUCAGGUCAUGAUUCAAAUGUACAGCAUGUGUGUGGUAUGGGGUGAGCCUCUCUCUCAAACCGCCCAAUCAUUUAUGCCUGAGUUGAUGUAUGGAGUUGAUCGAAGUUUGUCAAAGGCCCAAAUGCUGUUGAAGUCUCUUUUGAUUAUUGGAGUCAUCCUUGGAUUGUUAUUAGGAAUUGUUGGAACAUCUGUUCCUGCGCUGUUCCCCAAUAUCUUCACACCCGACCCCUCCGUCAUGCAGCAGAUGCACAAGGUGUUGAUUCCUUUCUUUUUUGCUUUAGCCGUGACACCUUGUACACAUAGUCUCGAGGGCACACUGCUGGCUGGACGUGAUCUUAAGUUUUUGAGUUUAUCAAUGAGCGGAUGCUUUACUUUGGGAGCCAUUAUUCUAUGGCUUGUGAGCAAUUCAGGAUAUGGUUUGUCAGGCUGCUGGUGUGCUCUCGUAGGAUUCCAAUGGGCUCGGUUCUUUCUUUCUCUCCGCCGCCUUCUUUCUCCCAAUGGUGUACUUUUUUCAGAGGAACGGUAUGAACUGGGAAAACUGAAAGCCGCGUAGUAUAGAAAUGAUCAGUAUCAGUCUAGGGAAACCGAUGACAGAAUCUUAAUUAAGGUGUCAGUGAGGAUGAAGUUUGAUGCUUCUGGACGAGAGACUAUCUAUCUAUGAUCAUCUACCAAAAAACUUCUAAAGGCUUUCGUCCAAGCUGCCAAAGAUCAGGUUCUUCAUGAUUAUUAUUAUUCUUUAAGCCUCAGUACUAAGGCUAACACUGUGAGGAAGGAGAUAUGCCCAGCUGCAAUAACUUGUUUCAAUGCGGAUGAUAUUACUGGUUAGAUCAAUUGUUGUAAUUCUUUUAAUAACUAGGUAUUCAACAAUGAGCUUGUAGUCAUUUCUUUUUUCGA
This is a messenger RNA of Vitis riparia (riverbank grape), 2095 nucleotides long. Its product is annotated as protein DETOXIFICATION 46, chloroplastic-like. Bases 51 to 1754 code for a protein of 567 amino acids. Gene Ontology annotation, cellular component: membrane. Gene Ontology annotation, biological process: transmembrane transport. The record is from RefSeq and is a predicted model, not a curated record. NCBI's taxonomy places the organism in Eukaryota, Viridiplantae, Streptophyta, Magnoliopsida, Vitales, Vitaceae. Gene Ontology annotation, molecular function: xenobiotic transmembrane transporter activity; antiporter activity. The transcript has 14 exons.